This is a messenger RNA of Drosophila rhopaloa, 756 nucleotides long. RefSeq lists its product as uncharacterized. Bases 1 to 756 code for a protein of 251 amino acids. The record is from RefSeq and is a predicted model, not a curated record. Lineage: Eukaryota; Metazoa; Arthropoda; Insecta; Diptera; Drosophilidae. The transcript has a single exon.
AUGUCAUUUAACGAGAUCCGACAGUUCAAUCGAGGACAUGGUACAUCGCUUCUGGGAGUAGAAGUGUACCACACGACACCAUCAAGCUUCUCUGCUGAGGAACAAGCGUGCGAAGAUCAUUUCGUAGCCAACGUCCAGUGGAAUACUGAAGGACGUGUCCAAGUACGUCUACCAUUGAAGGAAGGACAUCCCACCCUCGGAUCCUCUUUCGAAAUGGCAUCAAAACGCUUCAACAUGCUCGAACGCAAACUCUCUCACAACCCCGAGUUAAAGAGACAAUAUCAUCAAUUCAUGCAGGAAUACAUUGACCAAGGGCAUAUGUCUCGGCUCGAGGACAUAGACUGGAAUCAUCAACACUUCUUUAUUCCGCAUCAUUGCGUUUUAAGACCGCAAAGCAACUCGACAAAGCUCCGCGUCGUCUUUGACGCUUCGGCCAAGUCGUCAAAUGGCCAAUCACUGAACGACAUCUUGAUGACGGGUCCUACAAUCCAACAGGAUCUCGUUACCACUAUACUUUCAUUCCGACUACACAAAUAUGUCUUGUCUGGCGACAUAAGUAAGAUGUACAGACAAUUCGUAGUGGAUGAACGAGACAGGAAGUAUCAGCUAAUUCUUUGGAAAGGUGACUCCGAAAAACUCCAUUGGCGUAUAUCGCCGACACAUUUGCAAGUGAGUUUCCGAUCGGAGCUAGCGUACUCAAAUCCGAUCUAUACGUGUACGACGCACUCACCGGUGCCGACGACCUUGUCCUACUAG